Messenger RNA from Trichechus manatus latirostris (Florida manatee), 1498 nucleotides. RefSeq names its product chromosome unknown C11orf54 homolog (gene BKGD). Gene Ontology annotation, molecular function: zinc ion binding; hydrolase activity, acting on ester bonds. The coding region runs from base 510 to 1124 and encodes 204 amino acids. The record is from RefSeq and is a predicted model, not a curated record. The transcript has 6 exons. Gene Ontology annotation, cellular component: nucleus. Lineage: Eukaryota; Metazoa; Chordata; Mammalia; Sirenia; Trichechidae.
AAACUGCUGUUUAAAAGAAAUAUGUCCUUACACAUUCUAAAAAUCUCAUCAAAUCCCAGCUUUGCCCCAAGUCUAGCCCUUGCCCUCUCAUCAACUUUCUGUUGGCUUUAUGCCACGAGUUGUAUCAAGUCAUGCUUGGUUAUGAAGAUAUUGGAGACACAGGUAGUUAGAAUAAGGAGAGGUCCUAGCUACUUAUGCCUUUUCACACCUGCUAUUUGUAAAACUCUAUGAGAAUGGAGGAGUUGUGUACUCUUAAUAAAUUAGUGUCUUCUGGUAUUUAUACUUAAAUUAGAUGUUCUGCCUAUUUUUAAGAUGGCUUAUUUUUUUUAGGCAUCUGUGGGAAAACUAGAAUUGCAGAAGUAGGAGGUGUGCCUCACUUACUUCCUCUUGUAAACCGAAAAAAAGUUUAUGAUCUGAGUAAGAUUGCAAAAGAAAUCAAGCUGCCUGGAGCUUUCAUUCUUGGAGCAGGGGCAGGCCCAUUUCAGACUCUUGGGUUCAAUUCUGAGUUUAUGCCAGUUGUUCAAACAGAAAGUGAACACAAACCUCCUGUGAAUGGAAGUUACUUUGCCUGUAUUAACCCUGCAGAUGGAGGGUGCCUGCUAGAGAAAUACAGUGGGAAAUAUCAUGAUUUUGGGUGUGCAUUAAUGGCUAAUCUUUUUGCCAGUGAGGGCCACCCUGGGAAGGUCAUCGAGGUGAAAGCCAAAAGAAGAACUGGAAAACUUAACUUUGUGACUUGUAUGAGACAGACUCUUGAGAAACAUUAUGGAGAUAAGCCUGUAGGGAUGGGAGGUACUUUCCUCGUUCAGAAGGGAAAGGUGAAAACUCACAUUAUGCCUGCAGAAUUUUCUUCCUGCCCAUUGAACUCUGAAGAAGAGGUGAAUAAAUGGUUGCAAUUUUAUGAGAUGAAGGCUCCUUUGGUUUGUCUGCCAGUUUUUGUCUCCAGAGACCCAGGGUUUGAUUUGCGAUUGGAGCACACUCAUUUUUUCAGUCAUCAUGGAGAAGGUGGACACUACCAUUAUGAUACUACCCCAGAGACAGUGGAGUAUCUGGGAUACUUCUUACCUGCAGAGUUUCUCUUUCGUAUUGAUCAACCAGAAGAAACCCAUUCAUUUGGGCGAAAUUAAAUCACCUGACACUAAUUUAGAAAAGGAGGUAAUUAAGGUUUAAAUUUAAAAUCAAGCUCAUUAAUUGAUACUAAUAUAAAAUCCAGUGGAAAUGAUCUCACCAUUAAACCUCAUUUUUUUGGCCUUUGAAAUGAAACUGUGUUCUAUAUUUUAUAAAUCUAUUUUUGAGAAAUCAUUGUGAACAAAGAUGCAUAAUUGAGAUGUUCUUCAUUGUUUUUAUUGUAUAAUAUCAGCAAAAACAGAGUCGUGGUUCAUGUCUGUUACAGAUCGAAUUGUAUCCCCCAAAAUGGUGUGUUGUAAAUCUUAACCUCUAUGCUUGUGGUUAUAAUCCCAUCUGGGAAUGGGUUGUCUUUGUUGUGUUAAUGAGGCAGGAU